Molecule: messenger RNA, 1847 nt
Organism: Magnolia sinica
Lineage: Eukaryota; Viridiplantae; Streptophyta; Magnoliopsida; Magnoliales; Magnoliaceae
Product: cysteine--tRNA ligase, chloroplastic/mitochondrial-like
Exons: 6
Coding region: 538-1482 (314 amino acids)
Biological process (GO): cysteinyl-tRNA aminoacylation
Cellular component (GO): cytoplasm
Molecular function (GO): cysteine-tRNA ligase activity; ATP binding
Source: RefSeq, a predicted model, not a curated record
AAUUUUUUUUUUUCUGCAUUAGUUCUGGACAAUGAAAUUCACUAUAUGAUCUGUCCAAUCAUAUAUGUUAAAGCCUUACUCAGUGGUACUUACUAAAUGAGACCUAAGGUCUUUAACCUUACGCCGAGCUAUUUAGUUGUCUUCAUUAAAUCUGAUUGAUCAAGUUUUGAAGAGUAUAUACAAAUCAUGGGCAUCAGGCGUCUUGGAUUACAUUUUCAACUUUUCUUUCAUUUGGUGCCUAUUACUCAAGGGGAAAUUGAUUGUCUAAUGAUUGGUAUUUCCUGACAGAUUAUUCAUAAUGGAUGUGCCUAUGUCAUUGAUGGAGAUGUGUACUUUUCUGUUGAUAAGUUUUCUGACUAUGGUUGUCUAUCUGGACGAAAGUUGGAAGAUAAUCAAGCAGGCGCACGGGUGGCAAUUGAUCCUAGGAAGAAACACCUUGCUGAUUUUGCAUUAUGGAAAUCUGCAAAGCCUGGUGAGCCAAGCUGGGAUAGCCCUUGGGGUCCCGGAAGACCAGGAUGGCAUAUCGAAUGCAGUGCCAUGAGUUCGCAUUAUUUAAGUCCCUCCUUUGACAUUCAUGGAGGAGGAAUGGAUUUAAUCUUUCCUCAUCAUGAGAAUGAGAUAGCCCAGAGUUGUGCUGCAUGUUCAACGAGCAAUGUGAGCUAUUGGAUGCACAAUGGUUUUGUCACCGAGAAGAAUGGAAAAAUGUCCAAGUCACUAGGGAAUUUUCUCACAAUUCGUGAGGUCUUCAGGCUGUACCAUCCGUUGGCCUUGAGAUUUUUCUUGAUCCGCACACACUAUCGGUCUCCAGUCAAUUACUCGAGCAAACAACUUGAAGAGGCUUCAAACUAUGUUUUCGACAUUUAUCAGGCAUUACAUGAUUGUGAAAUGGCUGCUUCUCCAUUCCGAGAAACGAGUUUCGAGGAUCAAAUCACGCCCAAUACCCAAAAGUGCAUCAGCCAGUUUCGCACUGAUUUCCAGAGUUCAAUGGCAAAUGGCUUGAAUACCCAUGAUGUUUUGAAAGUGCUUUGGGAAGAUGUCUUGAAGGCCAUUAACACAGUUUUAAAAUUGUUAAAGACGAGUGAGCAACAGCCACUGCUGAUUCACUCUCUUAUUGCAUUGGAGAAAGAAGUAAAAUAUGUUCUGAAUAUUUUGGGGCUGAUGUCAUCUUCGACCUAUUCGGAGGUUCUGAGUCAGCUGAAGGGCAAGGCAUUGAAGAGAGCUGGUUUGACUGAGGAUCAAUUGCUGCAGCUGAUCGAGGAAAGGACUUUAGCAAGAAGUAUCAAAGAUUACAAGUCAACCGACUUGGUUAGGGAUGUGCUCUCUAUUGAAGGAGGUAUCAUGCUGAUGGAUAUACCCAAUGGAACUACAGCAUGGAGACCAUGUGUGCGAGCAGAUCAAUCUGUUUUGACAGGGGUUCAAUUGCUGGAGCUGAUUGAGGAAAGGAUUAAAGCGAUAAAGCUCAAAGACUCUGAAAGCUCCUAACAGGUUGGGCAUAAAAGUAUCAUGCCUAUGGAUUUACCCAAUGGAACAACGAUGAGUGCAUGAGUGCAUGCAAAUGGAUCAACUACAUCGUAUUGCUGAUUCAGCUGGGGAUUCAACUGAGAAUAAAGAAGCAUGAUCACUGUCCUACCCUUUGAGGAGCUCUUGUCGGGAGAAAGUGGUUGGAUUGUAGUAUGUAAUUAGUCUUUAAUGGGUUGGUUUCUUGUUAUUUGGUAUAGCUGUUAAAACUAAAAGAUUGUGAGAACCAAUGCUUUGGGUCGUCAAACAAGGACUGCUGGGUCUCUCCGUGCAAUCCUUGUACCAACUUUUAAAACAUCUUGAGAUAAUGAAACCGUAGCUUCAAUCAA